Messenger RNA from Paraglomus brasilianum, 483 nucleotides. The record is from the annotation of a GenBank genome assembly. NCBI's taxonomy places the organism in Eukaryota, Fungi, Glomeromycota, Glomeromycetes, Paraglomerales, Paraglomeraceae.
AUGGAUAAGCAUGUUAUUUCAAAAUUAAAGUCUUUUACAAAUGAUUUGACCAAGUUAAAAAGUGAUUUAGAAAGAGAAGAUUAUAAGUGGGUUCAAGAACUUAAGCAACUUAAAUUGGAGGAAGCAGAAAUUAGGAAAAAGAUAGAAGAAAAUAAGCGAAAGGCAAUGAAUGAGAAAGAUCCGACUCAAAAAGCCCUUCUUUUACAAUUAAUUGAAGAUGAUGGUAAGAAAUUAAAGGCAAAUAUGAAGAAACAACAGGAACUCUCCAACAAGUUUAACUUUGACCCUAACAAGAGAAUUGAUGAUUUAAUAGAAUCAAUAAAACAAGCCAUUAAAAACAGUGGCAAUAAAAACAAACCUUCUGGUUCUGGUGGCAGGAAUAAAAAUCCUACUGGCUCUCGUGAUUCUGACAGCGAUAAUGACAUCCCUAACGAUGGCGAUGAUGCAGAAGAAGAUACGGAGCAAGAAACUAAGAAAGACUGA